Molecule: messenger RNA, 573 nt
Organism: Lindgomyces ingoldianus
Lineage: Eukaryota; Fungi; Ascomycota; Dothideomycetes; Pleosporales; Lindgomycetaceae
Exons: 1
Coding region: 1-573 (190 amino acids)
Source: RefSeq, a predicted model, not a curated record
AUGAAGGGUCGCGGCCACUGUCUGACCUCGGGCGUUUGGUGUCCCAAAGCAGACGCGCGAAAUGAAGUUUGCGUGUUGGUGGAGCAGCAGUGUAUCAACACGAAACCUAGACAAAGAGGACACGCUGCACACGCAGACGCAGCCAGCGCCCAUCCAUGCCCCGCCCGAACAGGCAAUGCCCUCGCUCCAAUCGAACCUUCAUCCGCCACCGCAGACCAACGGCGGGGCGUCUGUCCAGAGAGAGCACGGUGGCACCUUGUCAACCUGUCAGCCUCGGGCACAACCCUCCUGCGGAUCGACGCAGCACGGCGAACGGCAUGGCGAAUCGACCGGGGCAGCGAUCUCCAUCCUGACACUCCAGCCAGGCAGAGACGUUACAUAGGGAUGCGCGUCGAGGCAACGGUUGAGCGCCUAAGCCAGGCUGGAGAUCACCGCCCCGCGCGCUCCUCGUGCCGGCGUCGCCAUGAGAGGACAAAUGAGCACGACGUUUGGAUGGUGCGCUCCAUCCAGGUGCAGAUUCGCGCAGAUGACAGAGCGGACGUGCCCCGACAGGCACGCCAAAGGGCCAAGUGA